Messenger RNA from Podarcis raffonei (Aeolian wall lizard), 1904 nucleotides. It is a transcript of the gene RNF126, whose product is annotated as ring finger protein 126. NCBI's taxonomy places the organism in Eukaryota, Metazoa, Chordata, Lepidosauria, Squamata, Lacertidae. The coding region runs from base 31 to 981 and encodes 316 amino acids. Gene Ontology annotation, biological process: protein ubiquitination. The record is from RefSeq and is a predicted model, not a curated record. Gene Ontology annotation, molecular function: ubiquitin protein ligase activity. The transcript has 9 exons. Gene Ontology annotation, cellular component: cytoplasm.
UUGGCCUCCCGUCAGGGAGGAGGGGACAAGAUGGCGGAGGCUUCGCCGCAGCCGGGACGCUACUUCUGCCACUGCUGCUCGGCCGAGAUCGCCCCGCGCUUGCCGGACUACAUCUGCCCGCGGUGCGAAUCUGGCUUUAUCGAAGAGUUGCCGGAAGAACCUAGGAAUGUCGAAAAUGGAUCCAACUCUUCAGCGUCGACCAGCGAGCAGAGCAGGCACCCGUUCGAGAACGCCGACCAGCACUUAUUCACCCUGCCCCAGGGCUACGGGCAGUUCGCCUUUGGCAUCAUCGACGACACCUUUGAGUUCCCGGCCUUCGGGUCCAAUGCUCAGCCGGAGGACAACCGGGACGCGGAGAACCGGCGCGAGAGGGAACACCAGUCCCGGCACAGAUACGGCACCAGGCAGCCCCGGGCGCGGUUCACGGCGCGGAGAGCCGCCGGCAGGCACGAAGGCGUCCCCACGCUGGAAGGAAUCAUCCAGCAGCUGGUUAACGGCAUCAUCGCCCCCACCACCAUACCGAACCUCGGAGUGGGGCCUUGGGGAGUCCUGCAUUCGAAUCCGAUGGACUACGCCUGGGGAGCUAACGGCUUGGACGCCAUUAUUACCCAGCUACUGAAUCAGUUCGAGAACACAGGGCCUCCUCCGGCAGACAAGGAGAAAAUCCAAGCGCUCCCCACAAUCCACAUCACAGAGGAACACGUAGGUUCCGGUCUGGAGUGUCCCGUCUGUAAGGAAGAUUACGAAGCAGGCGAGAGCGUCCGGCAGUUGCCCUGUAAUCACUUGUUUCACGACGGCUGCAUAGUUCCAUGGCUGGAACAGCACGACACCUGCCCCGUCUGCCGGAAGAGCCUCAGCGGCCAGAACACAGCCACCAACCCCCCGGGACUCUCGGCGAUGAACUUCGCCUCCUCGUCUUCCUCCUCCUCCUCCUCUUCCUCUAGCUCGCCGAGUAACGAGAACGCGGCGAACAACUCGUGAGAGCGGAACGGCGGGGCGGGAGGUUGCCGGGGGGGGGGGCCGGGUCGGAAAACGAAACACACCUUUUCGAACGCAAGCAAAAAACGAAACAAAAACGUCGCUGCUCUCGCGCCCCUUUUGUCGCCUUCCUCCCCACCUGGCGAAACUGGGGGGGGGUGGGCGGGUGUCUGUGGACGGGUGGGAAUGGGAGAGGAACACCCCCCCCAGCCCUGGAACACAGAGCAAAGGGGGCAGGAUGUGGGGCAGGGGAAGCAGAACGCGACACCCCCCCCACCGACACAUUUCCCCCGUGAACCGCGAUGACACCGAGGUCCUUCGCACACACACACAAACACACCCUUGUUUCUUCGCCCCCGCAAGGGUGUUUUGGGCGCUCUCCCGUUUUGUUUCCUCCGGGGUGGGUGCGGGGGGUACAAGGGAAGCCCACCCUUUUUAAAAAAACCGCGGACUCUUUGAGGAAAAACCCGGCAAAGGAACGUGGAAGCACUGAAGUGAGACUUUUUGGGGUUUUCUCCUUUUUUUUUGAGCGGAAAUCGUUUCUGUUAGUAGCUUGGUUUGUUUUUUUAAAAAGCAUUUUGACCAUCUUUUUUUGGGGGGGUCUCUUUUCAGUUCCUUAGCCCCUUUUGACGUUCCCUCUUCCCUCCCGUCCCAACCUAAUGGAUUUUUCUACUUCCUAGCUAGGAGAAGGAAAACCAGCCAAGGAAGGGAAUUUUUUUUUUGGGGGGGGGGACAGGUUAUGUGCGAAAAGCAUACCCUAACGACCGGACCCACAUUUUCAGGCUCGUUAGUUUCCUCUCCUGUUUUAACACCACCCUUUCCCUCCCCCCUUUUUUUUCUUUUUUGGGCAGCCCGGCGUCGAGAAAGGGGUUUUUAUAAUGUUAAAUUAUUACUGCUGUUGAAAUAAACGGACAUUUCAGCUCGGA